Messenger RNA from Funneliformis geosporum, 1659 nucleotides. NCBI's taxonomy places the organism in Eukaryota, Fungi, Glomeromycota, Glomeromycetes, Glomerales, Glomeraceae. The record is from the annotation of a GenBank genome assembly.
AUGUCAAGAAAUAAAGCAAAUCUUAUUACGAUUUUCGACCAAAGUUAUCGAGAAUGUCAUGAUAUCAUCUUGAAUUCUUUAAAAGAUGAUUUGAAAACGUUAUAUUCAUGCAUCCGCGUGAACAGAUCAUUUUGUCGAAAUUUCAUUCAGAUUCUUUGGAUAAAUCCUUUUAAAUUCGCCAAAGAUGAAGAUAGGUUGGUUCAAAUAUUCAAUACCCUAAUUCAUUGUCUUGAUCAAACCGAUAAACAAUGGUUGGCCAAGCAAUCAAUUGAGAUAGAAGAACUUCUCAUACCCAUGGCGUAUUUUCAAUAUCACACUUUCAUCAAAGAGUUUGAAUUGAAUUCUUUACGGAAAGCAAUGAGAAUUUGGACUUCAAUUCAUUUACUAAAGUCAGGUGAAAGAAGUAGGGUUAUCAAUAGAAUAAUUCAUAAGUGUAUUGGUAAUUUAGUUUUUAAUAAAGAGGGUCAAUAUGACUCUCUUAAUCUAUUUUACAAUGAUUUUUCAAGAUCCAUACUUAAUAUUUGUGAAUUUAAGAAUCAUAAAAAAAGUUUAGCCAAUGUUAAGAAAUUAUCGUUGGGAUUAUUCAAUAGUAAUGGUAUGGAAGUAAUCACGCAUAUCGCAGAAAAUUUUUCAAAACUUCAAAAAGCUUUUUCACCAAACAUCCAACACUUACAAAUUCUUGGUAUUAAUUCGAUAAGACCAAAUGAAUUAUCUAGGAAUUUGAUUUCAUUCAUUCAUUCACAACGUCACCUGAAAUCUUUAUUAAUUCAUGACUUUUGGAAAGGUGAAUUUGAACCUUUCCUUAAUGCCCUACGAAAACAUACAAAAUCCUUAACUUUUUUAAAAUUAGAAUGUCCAAUUUUGUUCACGACAAAUUUAUUGUCCAUGUUAAGAUCAUUACCAAAUCUAAUCACGCUCGAACUAAAGUUUACGCCCAUUCUUGAUGGAGAUGCUUCACGAGAAAUUUCAACGGCUUCUUUUAGUAACCUAGAACAUCUGAAUUAUGAUUGUUGUCUCUCAUAUCAUUCAACAAAUCACAUUACACUCUUUAAAAAAAUCCUUUUAUCAGCAAAUCAUUUGAAAUCCCUCAGAGUUGAUGACACUUAUUGUCUUUUUAUCAAAGAAAUUCAGGGACAAUGUUUUUCGAAUUUAACUCAUUUUCAUUUAAUUUUGCGCCGCAGUGCUAUCAUGGAUUCAAUGUCUUUUGUGGAUUUAAUGGAUUUAUUAAGAAACUUGCAUCAACUGAUUCAUUUGAAAUUAAAUAGCGUUUUAAAUCGUUAUUGUAUAUUAGAUAGAAUUGAUUUAUUUAAAAAAUUCUCUCAAGUACUUGCUUGUUCUCUAAAAAUUCUCGAAGUUAAUUUUCCUGUCUUUGAUGAAUAUUUGAAAGUACUGUUCAAUGAAUCCAAAUUUAACCUACAAUGCCUUAAGUUGUAUCGUUAUGAACGGUAUCAAGAUAUUUCAUUAAAAGUUUUCAUCGAUUAUGCAAAAAGAAAUGAGGGAUUUAAAGAACUCGGUAUCACUAAAGAAUUCAAGUUUUCUAAAGAACUCAUUGAAGAGGCACGACAUCACUUUAACAUUUUGGUACACGCCAAUAAUGAAAUCAAUAGUCCAUUUUAUGAUAUACCAAUUAAAAAUUCCUAUUGGUGUAAUAAAAUAUAG